AUGGCACCCAUCGCUACCCCCGUCUUGGCUGAGCAGCCCGCCCGCACCACCCCGUGGAAGCCCAACGUCCAAGGCCUCACCUCUGGCCAGCACGAGCCCGUCUUCUCCCUGCUCGAGCCGUACGACAACUUCCCGAAGCAGAUCACCGGCCCGACAGUGUGGACGCGCGAGGAGCUGCUCGAGAACCCCAGCUACUGGAAGCACCAGUGGACCGAUGAGCUGAUUGCCGAGGUCGAGGAGGCGCAUGCUGCCUUCGAGGCCACCGGCAAGCCGAUCACGGCGAUCACCAAGGACACUUGGCACUUUGGCCCCAAGGUGCACGCGUUCCUGCGCGACAUCCGCGCGUCGCUGAUCGACGGCCGCGGCGUGGCACUCCUCCAGGGACUGCCGGUCGACCGCUGGUCCGUGGAGAAGAGCGCUGCGAUCUACGUCGGCAUCGGCACAGUGUUCGGCUACACGCUCAGCCAGAACGGCAAGGGCCAUGUGCUGGGCCACGUCAAGGACCUCGGCAACGACCCGACCCAGAUCCACAAGGUGCGCAUCUACUCGACUGCCGCGCGCCAGUUCUUCCACGCCGACGCGGGGGAUAUCGUCGGCCUCCUGUGCCUCCACCGCGCGAAGGAGGGCGGCGAGUCGGACAUUGUCUCGGCGCACAACCUGUGGAACACGAUCCAGGCCGAGCGCCCGGAUGUCGCCGAGGUGCUCGCGACGCCCAACUGGUACUUUGACCGCAAGGGCGAGCAGAGCGAGGGCCAGAACGGCUGGGUCCGCAAGGCGGUAAGUGCGGAAAGUGCGGGCGGCCGGGGCGGGUGCCUCGCGGCCCACCGUCGACGCGUCGUGGUCUCGCUGACUGACGCCCACCAGGUCUUCUACUACUACGAGGGUCACGUCAUCUCCCACUACGACCCGUACUUUGUCAAGUCGACCGGGCGCUACGUCGAGGCUGGCCUGAUUCCCGCGCUGUCAGAGGCACAGACCGAGGCGAUCCAGGUGCUCGAGGACACGGCGCAGCGCCUGGCGCUGCACAUGAUCCUGCAGGUGGGCGACAUCCAGCUGUUGGCCGACACGCACGUGUUCCACGCGCGCACCGCGUUUGUGGAUCACGCCCCGCCUGCACCCCGCCGCCACCUGCUGCGUCUGUGGCUCUCAACACCCGUCGCCGAGGGCGGAUGGAAGCGCCCGUUCCCCGACUCGGACUACAUCAAGCGCGGCGGCAUCCAGGUCAACUCGCAGGUCGAGACGUACCCCCUUGACGGCGAGUAG
Vanrija pseudolonga is the source of this 1263-nucleotide messenger RNA. Its product is annotated as Taurine hydroxylase-like protein SAT17. The coding region runs from base 1 to 1263 and encodes 420 amino acids. Gene Ontology annotation, molecular function: oxidoreductase activity. The record is from RefSeq and is a predicted model, not a curated record. NCBI's taxonomy places the organism in Eukaryota, Fungi, Basidiomycota, Tremellomycetes, Trichosporonales, Trichosporonaceae. The transcript has 2 exons.